Gasterosteus aculeatus aculeatus (three-spined stickleback) is the source of this 4578-nucleotide messenger RNA. RefSeq names its product unc-45 myosin chaperone B (gene unc45b). Gene Ontology annotation, molecular function: Hsp90 protein binding. Gene Ontology annotation, cellular component: cytoplasm. The record is from RefSeq and is a predicted model, not a curated record. NCBI's taxonomy places the organism in Eukaryota, Metazoa, Chordata, Actinopteri, Perciformes, Gasterosteidae.
CUAUCAUUUUGUCUGCCUUGAACGUUAGCCUACCCAGGUGCUAUAUAAUGUGUACAUGAGAACUAGCUCACUUAUUGUACACUUUAGGUAAAAUAGGUAUAAUACUAAGUCUAAAACUGUACUUUGCCGAUUAACAUACAUACAUAUGAAGAACUAUACUUAUUACAUAUAUUACAAUACAAUACAAAUACCAAUACAAAGGAUCCUACAAAAACGUCAUUUAAUUAUUUUUAAGGAUGUGUUUUCAUUUUGGCAUUGCAGCUUUUGCUAAAGUAAAGACAUUGAAUCGUUUUUUUUCACCACUGUGGCAAAUUAAUAAACACACUCAUCCACUGUGUGCGUUCGUUGCCCUCACGGUGGAUGAAUUGUGCCACCUGGUGGCCUCAGGGCUCACGUAGUCCAAAUCUGCCGAUCACGCAAAACAAAACUCCUUCCCUCCUAGAAAACAGCCAUUGACUUCUCUACAAUGAUGCUUAUCAGUUUCAACUGCUUUGUUCUCUAAAGUGGCAUAUUUUUCGGUUUAAAUACGCUAAAUAAUGUCCUCAGUUUACAAAAGUUUUCUUGUGUCAAUCAGUGGAACAUAACAUGUGGUGACACAUAACCAGCAGAUUAACUGGCACAACAAACAAACAAAUUAUUGGCGGAACAUCAAUAUUAAUUUCUUUGAUUUUUUGUUCAUGAAUAGAAAAAGCCCAUUUUUAAAACGGCUAUCUUUGCCCAAUAGACUUGACUUUUCCCAAUGAAAAUGUACACAAGUGUGACUCUCAGAAAGUGCGAAAUGACACAAGGUGUACAAAGGAAACGUAAUCCACUGAGAUUACACCCUUCCCUAAUUUACAAGGGUUAUAUUCUUAUAAAUUCUUGUUCAAAUGUAACUAUUAUGUAAUUAUGCAUGCUUUGCAUAAUGUCCUUAUGCGAGCAAUGGACAGACAAACGACCUGAGCAGAUCCCCAUUUUACCACAUAUCAGCGUUUUUUGUGUGUAUUGUUUACUAUUUUACACACAAACAACAGUGGGCUCGACAUUCUUUUUCUAGAAGCUUCUAGGUUCCUCUGGUCCAGAAUCUGCAGCUGUCCACCCCCCAGCCCCCUGUCUCCACACACGCCUUAAACCCCCCUCACUUUGUGCUGGUCAGUUCUCAGCUGUCUGUGCCCUAAAUAGACAUUAUCAGGAGCAGACCAUCUUUGAGGUAGUCACUCUGACAGAUGUCCUAAAAUAUAAAAUACGUUUUAUUCAUAAAGCCUUGGAUAAGUCAAAGACACUGUUGGAAUUUUUUUGGAAAUACUAAUCACAGUCUAUAAUGACCACCGGUAAUAAGUUGCAUACUGGGGUUUUUAAGGUGCUUGCAGUAAACCCCUUUGUGCGAUGGAUGGUCUACCUCAGCCUGGUCCCACCUCAUUGUGAUGCACUAUAAAUAUAAAAAUGGUUUUGGUGGGGGGAUGCUACAUGAGACAGAAAAAGUUUGUUGCAACUAUUAGGGACGAGAGGUCCGGACCGUCUACACAGAGCAAGAGAGACAACGCACAAUCCUGAAGAUGGAAGACUUGAUGAAGUUAAAGGAUGAGGGAAACAAAUACUUCCAGUCAGGAGAUACUGACAAAGCUAUUGAGUGCUACAGUAAAGUCAUAAAGACCUGCAAGGACAACAAAGUGCUUGCUGUCAUCUACAGGAACCGAUCUGCCUGCUACCUAAAAAAGGAAAACUAUGCCAAUGCAGCAUCUGAUGCAUCCAAAGCAAUUGAUGUCGAUGCAGCAGACAUUAAAGCCUUAUACCGACGUUGCCAAGCUCUUGAGAAACUAGGAAAACUGGACAUGGCUUUCAAAGAUGUGCAGAGAUGUGCCACCAUUGAACCCAAGAAUAAAACCUUCCUGGAGACACUUCGCAGACUGGGAGCAGAAAUCCAGCAGAAGCUUAAGACUACAUUCUCCACAGAUUCGAGGGUACAAAACAUGUUUGACAUCCUCCUUGAUGACGAAAUGGAAAAGGACAAGAGGGAAAAAGCUGCCAACAAUCUGAUUGUGCUGUCGAGAGAGGAUGCCGGAGCAGAGAGAAUAUUCCAGAAUAAUGGAGUGCCUCUGCUGCUCAACAUGAUAGAGACAGGCAAACCAGAGAUGAUUCUGGCUGCUGUUCGCACCCUGUCAGGGAUGUGCACAGGACACAAAGCUCGGGCCAUGGCCAUUAUUCACAUGGUCGGCGUUGAUAAGAUGUGCAGCAUCAUGGCUGUGGACAAUGAGGAGAUUGCACUUGCAACCUGCAAUCUCUUCCAGUGCAUCAACGACUCCCUCACUGGUGGAGAUAAAAGGGAAUAUGGAAAAGAAGAGGCUUUGGUUUUAGAUGCAGCCAAAGACCUGAAAACCAUUCUCCUCUCUCUGUUGGAGAUGGUUGGAAGUAAGAAGGUGUCCGGCAAUGGCAGAGACCAGGCACUGAACCUUCUGAGCAAAAAUGUUCCGCGCAACAACAAAAAAGACAAAGAUAACUCCAAGACCCUCUUCACUAUCGACCACGGUCUGAAGAAGAUCCUCAAAGUGUGUGGUCAGGUUCCCGAACUGCCGGACCAGCUCCCCUUGACAGAGAACACACAGCUGAUUGCCAGUGUGCUACUGAACAAACUCUACGACGACCUCUCGUGUGACCCAGAGAGAGACAACUUCAGGGACAUUUGUGAUGAAUAUAUCAAAUCCAAAAUCGACCCCAACGACAUGGACAAAACCAUUCAUGCUGUCAACACCAUCUCGGGGCUUCUUCAGGGUCCCUUUGACGUUGGCAACGCCCUGGUUGGACGGCAGGGCAUAAUGGAGAUGAUGGUAGCCCUGUGUGGCUCCGAGCGGGAGGUGGACCAGAUGGUUGCUAUAGAGGCGCUGAUCCAUUCCUCCUCCAAGAUGAGCCGCGCCUCAUUUAUCAUCACCAACGGUGUUUCACUCCUAAAGGACAUCUACAAGAAGACCACUAAUGAGAAGAUUAAAAUACGUUCGUUGGUGGGUCUCUGUAAACUGGGCUCAGCUGGAGGUGAUGAUUAUGGUUUGCGGCAGUUCGCUGAGGGCUCCACAGAGAAGCUGGCCAAGCAAUGCAGAAAGUGGCUCUGUAAUCCCAAGAUUGACACAAAAACAAGGAAGUGGGCUAUCGAGGGUCUUGCUUAUCUGACUAACGAUGCUGAUGUGAAAGAUGACUUUGUUGAAGAUGAGACUGCCCUGAAAGCCAUGUUUGAGCUGGCCAAGUCUACGGACAAGACAAUCAUGUAUUCAGUAGCUUGCACCUUGGUCAACUGCAGCAACUGCUACGAAAAGAAGGAAUUCCUACCUGAGCUGGUUCAACUUGCAAAGUUUUCAAAGCAACAUGUACCUGAGCAACACCCCAAGGAUAAGAAGGACUUUAUUGAUAAGAGAGUCAAAAGGCUGCUGAAGGCUGGAGUCAUUUCAGCUCUAGCUGUUAUGGUCAAAGCGGACAGCUCCAUCCUGACGAACCAGACCAAAGAAAUGCUGUCAAGAGUUUUCUUGGCGUUGUCGAUGGAUGCUAAAGAUCGUGGUACUAUUGUAGCCCAAGGUGGGGGGAAGGCUUUGAUACCACUUGCCCUGGAGGGGACAGAAGCGGGCAAGACGAAGGCCAGCCACGCCCUUGCCAAGAUUGCAGCUAUCUCAAACCCAGAGAUCGCUUUCCCUGGUGAGAGGGUGUACGAGGUGGUACGUCCUUUAAUUAGCCUCCUGCAAACAGACAAAGAUGGAACUGAGAACUAUGAAGCUCUCAAAGGCCUCACUAACUUUGCUGGUUUCAGUGACAAACUAAGAGUAAAGAUUGUAAAAGAGAAAGCUCUGCCAGAGAUUGAGAACUACAUGUUUGAAGACCACGAGCAGAUCAGACAGGCUGCCACUGAAUGCAUGUGCAACCUUGUUUCAUGUAAAGAGGUCCAAGACCGUUACCUGGAAGACGGCAAUGAUAAGCUAAAGCUGAUGGUACUGCUCUGUGGCGAGGAUGACGAAAAACUUCAGAUAGCUGCAGCUGGAGCUCUUGCCAUGCUCACUGGUGCUCAGAAGAAGCUCUGCCUCAAAAUGACCCUGGUGACCACCCAAUGGCUGGAGAUCCUGCAGAGGUUGUGUCUCCAUACCAACAGUUCUAUACAGCAUCGUGGCCUUGUGAUUGUCUACAACAUGCUCAACUCAGACAACAGUGAGCUGGCUAAGAAGUUGAUGGAGAGUGAGCUGCUGGAAAUCCUCUCAGUGAUUGGCAAGGCGGAGGACAAUCCCAAGAGGCAGGGUGCCAUCGAUGCCGCACGUGAAUGCCUGAUCAAAGCUAUGGAUCUUGGUCUCAUCAAACCAUUCUCCAGCCCUCCUUAAAAUGUCGGCAACAAUACAAACAACAACCAUGGACAAUCUUCUUUAUUUCCUUUUUUCCUAAAUGUUUUACCCGAAUCAAAAAUAUGGGUCCCUGGUAGCUCACCUGGUAGAGCGUGUAGGCUCAAUCCUGUUGCAUGAGUUCACAUCUGACCUGUGUGUGCACAGCAAAAGACCACACCUUGGUGUGCACACCUCUAUCUUUGGCUGCACUGUAGAUGAUGAUAUUAAAAAUAAAAAAAACAAUAGGGAA